Molecule: messenger RNA, 3951 nt
Organism: Solenopsis invicta (red fire ant)
Lineage: Eukaryota; Metazoa; Arthropoda; Insecta; Hymenoptera; Formicidae
Product: forkhead box protein D3
Biological process (GO): cell differentiation; regulation of transcription by RNA polymerase II; anatomical structure morphogenesis
Molecular function (GO): DNA-binding transcription factor activity, RNA polymerase II-specific; RNA polymerase II cis-regulatory region sequence-specific DNA binding
Source: RefSeq, a predicted model, not a curated record
UGGCGGCGAUCACGAUGGAGCCACGUGCGAUGAUGAUGUCGAACCUGUCGUGCGACGGCUGCGCGGACAGCGACCGGGACUCGGACAGUAGCAGCAUGAUCGUCGACCCGGUGAGUCUCGACAAGAAUGACCUGUCGCCGCCGUCGCAGACGUCGUCGAGCCCGGUGAUACCGAGCUGCUCGCCGGUACCAACGCCGACGUCAAUGCCGCCGGCCGGCAGGAGUCGAAGCGGCAGUGGAGGCGGUGGCGGUGGUGGCGGGGCGGCGGCGGCGGUGGUAGCGGACUCUAAGAAAACAUACUCGAUGAUGUCGGCUACGGGUCAAUCGGGAAAAUCCAGCGGUUCCGCUCAACCGCCACCCACUUACGGUUCCGACAAGAUGUCGUCGUCCCUGAUAAAACCGCCGUACUCGUACAUCGCGCUGAUCACAAUGGCGAUCCUGCAGUCGCCGCAGAAGAAGCUAACAUUGAGCGGCAUCUGCGAGUUUAUCAUGUCCCGCUUUCCCUAUUACCACGAUAAGUUUCCCGCCUGGCAGAACUCCAUUAGGCAUAAUCUCUCGCUCAACGAUUGCUUCAUCAAGAUCCCACGCGAGCCCGGAAAUCCGGGAAAGGGCAACUACUGGACGCUGGACCCAUUGGCGGAGGACAUGUUCGACAACGGUAGCUUUCUGAGACGCAGGAAGCGAUACAAGAGGCCGCCGCCGCACUAUGUGCUGCGGGACCGAGCGAUCAUGGCCACCUUCGCAAUCUGUGGGGAUCGGGGACCUUGUCCUGGUGGCGGUGGCGGUCACCCGGGUGCCCUGGCCUAUCCUGGAGCCGCUUAUCUAUCACCACCACCAGGUCUGCCGUUGCUGGACUUCUCCCCAUCGACCCUGGAGGCGCUGAAGCUCGGCGGUUUUCUGGAACCGCCGCCGCCACUCUACAAACCAGUGCCCAUCACGGCGCCGCCGAUCAGGCAGAUCGACCCGACCUCCACCAGGAUCACGACGCUGCCGACCAGCCACACGACGAGUGUCGACAAGAAGCGCAACUUCAGCAUCGACGCGCUCAUCGGCAAGCAAGCGGCCAGCGAUCAGAACUGCGGGGCGUUGUUGGAUCUCAGCCCGUCGGAACAUAGAGAAAUCAGGAGCCAGGCGUCCGCCUUCUCGCCGCUUGUCUAGAAGCCCGGCGACCUUCUUUUUUAAUCACCAAAGACAGACGGUGACUUUCCGAAAGUAUUAAUCACUUUAUAGCAACCCCGUCGCGAGGCUGCUAAUUAUUUUGGGUGAGCCAGAAGUGGCAUAACUCAGCGUCAAACGCGUGUUCCCAUGAGAAGAAUUCACAAUUAUUGUUAAGCACAAGACAGUUUCGCCAUUAUCAACAGAUGAAGCUUUCUGAGCCCAGAGGCUUCAGUUUCUGUCCCACGAAAUAAAACAAAUGUAAGAGAAAUCGUAGUUUCUCUUAUUUUUGGAAAGAAGAGUGGUACAAUCGUAAAGUGAACACUAAACUCGAUCGAAUGGUGCCCAAUAACGAGAUCGCGUUGGUGUAGCGUGCUCAUCAAAGACUGAUCAGAGACUUAUACUGGGACUUAGACUGGACUGGUCAAGAAUGAUUCGAGAAAGUUUGAAACAAUCGCAUCCCAAAGGACUACUUCCAGAGGCGAUGGUAAUUGAUGUAGUUUAGCAGAUAUUUUUGACCAAUGCUGUCCAAAUGAAAUGAAUAAUUUGGAAAAUAAAUAGAACAAGAUAUCGUUUCGCAGUUCAAAAAUCGUUUCCUCACAGAAUCACAAUUUAUAUCAAAAAAGGAAAUGUGUAAAAGAAAAGUUUUUUAGUACUCUCUUUCGGUUUUUUCUAAAAGCAUUGAUUUUCUCGUUCAUUAUAUCGUAAAUGAUAGUUUCUACAUAUAUCAUUUGGGCAGAAUUUAUCUGAAACACUGUUACAUGCGUUUUGUAAAGCUUCGACACAGAUCUCUGAAAAUUAUUAAGCUGCUCCUCUGCACGUAACAGCCGUACAUUUUCGAGGAAAAAUAUUCAGCAGGUUGGGCGACAGGAAGGGCGCACAAUCGAGAUCGAAAUUCAGGCGUUAUCUGUGUUACCUACAAUCCUAGUUUUUAUUCGGUAAGGCGAGACGAUCGUCAUGCUUCGUGUAAUCGAACCAAACCUGGCGCAUGGAAUUUCCGAUGGUCGUUUCUUACCGAGUAGGAAAUCAAGAUGCGUCGCAGAAACUAGAGAGAGAGAGAGAGAGAGAGAGAGAGAGAGACGUGUGAAUCGAUUUAACGAGAAUGUAUAUCGGGGAUAAUAACGUAUCUCGCACAUAUCGGCGCAUCUUUGUAAAAAGGCGUAGUGCAAUAGAGCGUAACGUUUUUAUUUAACAUUCGUGCUGCAUCUUGAAACGACUAGUGGAAGCAGAUGCAUUAAUAAUCACGUUAAUUCACCGCGAUAUAAAAUUAUAAAUUGCUGUAUUAUAAAUUAUUAAAUACUUUUUCACUUUUUCAAUUUUUGCGAGCUGUUCCCCGUAAAAAAAAAUUUGUCUUUCAAGAGACUGGAAUUUUAUUAUUUAUCACCGUCACAUCGCUUGAUUAUAAUUGGAUGAUAAUAAUUGUCGAAAAGAUGCACUGUUAAUUUUUUUUUUUUUUUCUUUGAACGUGACGUUUUUCUUUGAUUAAUUAUUCCGACUAUAACUUUAAUCAUUAUGAAUCUCGGGAAGGCGCACAACGACCGGAGAAGUGGAACAACAAUGUACUUCCACUCGUCGAACGAGCUUUUGCGAACAAAGUUCGUUGCGCGGAUAAGUUGCCCCGACGUUCCCCCUGAUUUCACUUUCGUUGCCCGGAUCUCUGUCAGUUAGGCGAACUUAGGCCGCUUCCGUAUGGCCGAUUAAUAUCGGCAUUGUAAAUACCGAGUCCCGGACAAAUAUAUGCGCAGCACUCUGUUAUAGCGCGGGGAGAAUCUUUCUUCGUGGUGGAUGUAAUGUAAAGCCACUCCCCCCAUCCCCUCCCAUUUAGCCGUAAGCGGUCAAGUAGACGUUUGGUGUACAUACAGCGAAUCCGUAGCGCGAUCCGUACGUAAUUGUGAAUACCUGUAUGGCAUUUUAUGACUAAGAUACGUUUUCCGUUCCGCCCGACGAAGUGGCCGCAGCUUUGAAGACAAUGACGAUCCCUAAUGACGCUUCAACUCGUUACGUUUCGCAUUGCAUCUGACGAAGGAGCAAUCUCUGUGUGCAAUCUUUAACAUAAGUUUCUACCGAAAGCUUGAAACGAACCAGUGAUUUUAAUGUUAUUACUGUGAUUUGAAUAUUUUAAAAAACGGCGAAAGAAUUUAAUGUGUCAAAUUAAUUAAUUGAAGUGCGCGUUCUAGAACCUCGGAAAGUCAAACAAUUGUUGGACACGGUUAAAUUUUACGGCAAAUUGUAAUAGAAAUUAUGGAAAAAAAUCUUGCUGAUAAAAUCUAAAUUCGUUGAAGCCGAACACUGUCGAAAUAUGCAUCGAUCGAUUUGUACAUCGAUUCGAUGCCUGCACACGAGAAAUGGUUUUAUGUGACAUUUAAUUGAAAACCCAUUACGCGCUUAAACAAUGCUUUCAAAAAAAUUCGAACCAAUGUACGUAAUUUACGUUCAACAACAAAAUUCAAGUCAAUCCAAAUUAUUUUAAUAACAAAAAUAAACAAGCCUUCUAUUCUUACAUCGCGACGGCCAGUGUACUGAAAAGCGAGUGUUUAGCAAAUUGCACCGGUGAUAUAUAUUUUAUUAAUUCCACAUAGCUUUCAACCGUUACGAGACGCACGCCGCGAUACUUUGUUCCUCCGCUAAGAGUAAAAGACAGCGAAGUCGAGAUAUUAUAUGUUUAGUUAUAGGCUACACACGCAUCCUAUCGUUAAAAAGAAUCGUCAGUAGAUCUUAGUGAGUAUUGUAUGUGUCAAAAUGAUAGAUUUAUAACAAUAUGUAAUGAUAAAAACAAUAAAGUAUCGUUAAGUACAAA